Messenger RNA from Bathycoccus prasinos, 1122 nucleotides. RefSeq lists its product with no specific name. The record is from RefSeq and is a predicted model, not a curated record. NCBI's taxonomy places the organism in Eukaryota, Viridiplantae, Chlorophyta, Mamiellophyceae, Mamiellales, Bathycoccaceae. Bases 1 to 1122 code for a protein of 373 amino acids. The transcript has a single exon.
AUGACGAUUCAGACGAGCAAACGGCACAAACAACAACAACUUAAACAACAAAGGAGUCAAACAAACACGAAUAAUUCAUCCUCCGUGGCUUUAACGACGACGACGUUAAAAAAUCGAAGAUACAAUCUCCGCUCGAUUGGAAAAGAGAUCAAUACCAACAACAACUCUUCGAGAGAUGGGUCGGACCUUUCCGAACGAGAUUACGCGUUUAAUAAUAGAAGGGGCAGCGGAAGUGGUGGCGGCGAAGAACGCGGUGGUUCUGCUAAUGCGGAAGAUAACGGGAACAGCGACAAAGCUUUAACCCCAUCGUCUGCUGUGAUUCGGAAGACGUUUGAUUUCGAGGAUUGCGAUGUGGCGUUCGACGAUGAAGACGACGUUUUGUUGUUUACCACCCCGUCGACGGAGAAGAAGAAGAAGACAUUAAAGUCAUCGAGGACGAAGAAGGGAACGAAGAGAGGGAGGACGAAAGCGUCGACGUCUUCCCCUGAUAAAUCGACAAGGAAGCAGAAGCAGAUGAAGAACAACAACAACAAGAAGAAGAAAGACGCGAGCGGGAGCGGGUACGCGACGCCAAUCGCGACGUAUUUUACGAGCGACGAAGGGUCGCGGCACGCCGCGACGACGACGACGACGACAACGCCGGAGGAAGGCGACGAUACGACUGCGCGAAUACGCUGCGGUAAAAACAUGAACGCGAGUUUCGACGCGAAGGCGAAAACGCCUUUGGAAAAUGGAGAAGAGGUUGGCGACGACGGCGGUCGGAGGAGUAGUCCGGUGAGCAUGCGGAAGUGGAUGAGGGAAGCGUUGUUGAACGCGCCGGUUAAAGUUGGGCAGAAGAUGAAGUUUGAUUUAGAUGAGACACCUCCGAAUGAUACGAAUUAUUAUUAUAAGACGAAUAACAACAGGUCGUCCUUCGCGUCGCCGAAGAAGGUCGUCAAUAGCAUAAACAACAAUAACGACAAUAAUAAUAACAACAACAACAACAACAUCAACAAUAACGCGAGUAACAAUAGUAACGCGGUGACGCCGACGGUCGCCAACGGUGGAGGCAUGACGACACCGAGGUUUAAAAACGUGACGCCGAGAGAUAUCUUCUCUUCGUUGCGCACGACGCCGAUUUGA